UCUACAGACGCUGCAAUGGAGGAUGGAGGAAGCCAUUCCACUGUGACUGAAUAUUUUGAGGUUGGGAUCUCCAGAACCAGAGAGCAACAGUCUCCGAAAUCUACAGACGCUGCAAUGGAGGACGUACAGUUGAAUUUAAGUGAAUCUCCGGAAUUUGAGAUGUCAAGCACCACCGAGCAUUCCUCUCUAGGACCUACGAAGUCAGAAGUGAAGAAAUUGGAUUCAAACCAUUCUUUUCCCAUGGACAAAAAAAACCUGCACAAUAUGGGUUUGGUUAACUACACUGAUUCUGAUGAAUCCCAGGAGCUAUCCAUAAAUCUUUACCAAAGUACUAUCCCAAAGCUCAGGAGAACUAAAUGUAUGCAGGUCAACAGCACACUUAGUCGUUAUCAGGUGGGAAAUGAAAUUGACGGUAAUGGAGAGCUUCUUUACUCCACCUCAGAGGACAGUGGAGAUGAAUAUAUUCCAGGCACAAGUGAGGAAUCAGAUGAGAGUGAAGGUUUGCAAUGUGUCGACUCUCUCGUUAAGAAGGAUAUCAUCAAAGAUUUGUUUCACCUUACAAAUACCUCAAAAGCCUCCUCGAUGCCAUCUGUUAUGCACGUUGAUGGACCAUCUCCUCAGCAUAUACCCAAACGUCAGUCCACCAAACGGAAACAAAAGUCACCCAAAAAAGGAAAAGGUCGACAACCGGUUAAAAAGAAGCCAUGGAAGAAAGAGGUCUUGGCUGUUGAGAAGCAUAUGAUGUCAUUCAUCACUACCUGCCGUGUUCCACGGAAGAGCGACUGCGAUGACUGCCUUAAAAAGGAACAAGUAGCACUCAAAAACAGGCAUUGGUCAGCAGUAAAAUUUUACAUUAAAAACAAGAUCACAGAUCUCAAAAGGAGAGUUUAGGGGGAUGUAGGGGUUAUAUAUGGUGACCCUUUUUAUAUUGCUAUAUGUGCUUUGUGACCAUCUCUACAGACCUCCGUGAAGUUGCCCCAUCAGAUGAAAAUUUAUAUAAAAAUGAUGGCAAUAGUUUGUGCGUUUUUUUUUUUUUUUUGUGUCCUGCUAUUGUUGCAAUAUUUCUCUUAUAGGUUUGAGGUCAAUCAACCUCCCAUUUUGAUUUAAAAAAUGGUGUCAAUUGUUUGUGCUGUAAAAAAUUGUCGUUUGUGCUGCGAUCGUUUUAUAGAUAUUGAGAUAUUAAUUUCGAGUGAAGACGUCAUAACUCCCAUGGCUGACGGAGCUUAUCAACUCUCAAUAACAGAGGGCUGUCCAAACAACUAGCACGAACGUAUCAGGAACGAAUGGCACUUCUGGUCCAUUUUGCGGUUAAUGAGGAGCUGAGGGUGACGUCAUCACUCGUAAUUCAAAUCUCAAGCCCCCCCAUUCACUACAAAAUGGACCCGAAUUCGUUUCUGCUCGUUAUUGACACCCUCGUUAUUGAGACUUGAUACGCUCCGUGAGCCAUGGGAGUUAUGACAUCCUCACUGGAAAUUCAUAUCUAAAUAUAUAUAAAAUGAUACCAGCAUAAACAACAUUUUUUACAGCACAAAUGAUUGACAUUUUCAUAUAAAUUUGCGACUGAUGGGGUGGAGGGACUUCACGGAGGUCUGUACAGAUGGUCACAAAGCACAUAUAGCAAUACACGAAGUGUCGUCCUUUUUUUUUUUUAACUUCUGUGUCAUCCUUUUGAAGUUGUGCUGUGGCAAUUGGGGUUCUUGCUUUUGCCAGUUUGCAAUCGCGCUUUAGAAAUUGGGGAUCGUGUUGUGGCAGGUUGCAUUCGUGCUUUUCUUUUGCAAAGUGUUUGGUCUUUUGCAUAUGCCA
Corythoichthys intestinalis (scribbled pipefish) is the source of this 1803-nucleotide messenger RNA. RefSeq lists its product as uncharacterized. The record is from RefSeq and is a predicted model, not a curated record. NCBI's taxonomy places the organism in Eukaryota, Metazoa, Chordata, Actinopteri, Syngnathiformes, Syngnathidae. The coding region runs from base 16 to 891 and encodes 291 amino acids. The transcript is spliced from 6 exons.